CAUCUCUCUCCUUGAGAAAGACUAUAGUUGUUCUUUCAUACCUGGAAACCCUCCUUGGUGGGCAAUGACGACUUUGAGGUCGCUGGUCCCGAGCUGACCCUUGUCAUGUCUGGUCGCUAAAGGACCCACAUAGCUAACGCCCUACCUGCAGCAUUCCACUCCCCCUCCAGAAUCGGCCAUAAAGUCGAGCGCCCCAGCAACCACAGCAGCCCAUUCCUGCCCAUCCAUCCCAUUCUCUGCCGUUCUCAAUCUUCGUCGCCCUCUGACACUUCGGGCCUUACAACAGCAGCCUCUGUGAUACCCUCAGACUCCCGUGUCCUCGAUUCGCGAAGCCUUUCGUUCCCCCUUGUUCGCUCGUUCGCUGGUUGGUUCUUCAAGAUGUGUGGCAUUUUCGGUUACAUCAACUACCUGGUGGAAAAGGACCGGAAGUUCAUCAUCGACACACUCAUCAACGGUCUCUCCCGUCUCGAGUACCGCGGCUACGACUCUGCUGGUCUUGCCGUCGAUGGCGACAAGAAGAGGGAGGUGUUUGCCUUCAAGGAGGUUGGCAAGGUCGCGAAGCUGAAGGCGCUCGUCGACGAGUCCGAGCUCGACCUGACCAAGGUCUUCGAUUCACAUUGCGGCAUUGCCCACACCCGCUGGGCUACUCACGGUCCCCCGUCCCGUAUCAACUGCCACCCCCACAGGUCUGAUCCCAGCUGGGAGUUUACCGUCGUCCACAAUGGUAUCAUCACCAACUACAAGGAGCUGAAGACGCUGCUUGAGAGCAAGGGCUUCCGAUUCGAGACGGAGACCGAUACCGAGUGCAUCGCCAAGCUGGCCAAGUACCUCUACGACCAGCAUCCGAAUGUGGGCUUCACCGACCUGGCCAAGGCCGUGAUCAGCGAGCUUGAGGGCGCCUACGGUCUGCUGAUCAAGAGCGUGCACUACCCCCACGAGGUGAUUGCUGCCCGCAAAGGUUCUCCGCUGGUCAUCGGCGUCAAGACACAGAAGCGCAUGAAGGUCGACUUCGUCGAUGUUGAAUAUGCCGACGAGAACAGCCCGCUGCCGGCCGAGACAGCGUCACAGAAUGUGGCCCUGAAGAAGACGACCGGGUCUAGCGGUCUUCUCUCCCCCAACGGCUUGUUGGGUGCUCCCGACAAGUCCCUCCUCCACCGCUCGCAGUCGCGCGCUUUCAUGACAGACGAUGGCCUGCCCAUGCCCACCGAGUUCUUCUUAUCUUCGGACCCCUCCGCCAUCGUGGAGCACACCAAGAAGGUCAUGUACCUCGAGGACGACGAUAUCGCCCACAUUCAUGAGGGCUCGCUCAACAUCCACCGCCUGAAGAAGGCCGACGGCAGCAGCAAUGUGCGGACGAUUCAGACGCUCGAGCUCGAGCUGCAGGAGAUCAUGAAGGGCAAGUUCGAUCACUUUAUGCAGAAGGAAAUUUUCGAGCAACCCGAAUCCGUCGUCAACACGAUGCGCGGCCGUCUCGACAUCGCCAACAGGACGGUGACGCUGGGUGGUCUCCGGAACUACAUCAGCACCAUCCGUCGGUGCCGCCGCAUCAUCUUCAUCGCCUGCGGUACCUCGUACCACAGCUGCAUGGCUGUCCGCGGCGUCUUUGAAGAGCUGACCGAGAUUCCCAUCGCCGUGGAGCUGGCCUCCGACUUCCUAGAUCGUCAGGCGCCGGUGUUCCGGGACGACACUUGCGUCUUCGUGUCGCAGUCCGGCGAGACGGCCGACUCGCUGAUGGCCCUGAGGUACUGCCUGGAGCGGGGAGCCCUGACCGUUGGCAUCGUGAACGUGGUUGGCUCGAGCAUCUCACUGCUGACGCACUGUGGUGUGCACGUAAACGCUGGCCCCGAGAUCGGCGUUGCUUCGACCAAGGCAUACACCUCGCAGUUCAUCGCCAUGGUCAUGUUCGCCCUGUCGCUCAGCGAGGACCGGGCAUCCAAGCAGAAGCGGCGCGAGGAGAUCAUGGAAGGUCUUAGCAAGAUCAGCGACCAGAUCAAGUCGGUCCUGGAGCAGGAUCAGAAGAUCAAGCAGCUGUGCGAGAAGACGUUCAAGAACCAGAAAAGCCUGCUCCUGCUCGGCCGCGGCAGCCAGUACAGCACAGCGCUGGAGGGUGCCCUGAAGAUCAAGGAAAUCAGCUACCUGCACUGCGAGGCUGUCAUGAGCGGUGAGCUCAAGCACGGCGUGCUCGCGUUGGUGGACGAGAACCUUCCCAUCAUCAUGAUCCUGACGCGUGAUGACCUCUUCAAGAAGAGCCUGAACGCCUACCAACAAGUUGUUGCCCGUGGCGGGAAGCCUAUUGUGAUUUGCAACCCGGGCGAUGAGGAGUUCAGUGCCAACCAGGCUGAGAAGAUCGAGAUCCCCAAGACGGUGGAUGUCCUGCAGGGCAUCCUGAACGUCAUCCCUCUGCAGCUGAUUGCCUACUGGCUCGCUGUGAUGGAGGGUCUCAACGUCGACUUCCCCCGCAACCUUGCCAAGUCGGUGACCGUGGAGUGAAGCAUCAACACAACGGUCUGUGUGGGGUGAUUAAGGUCGUCCGAGCACCCGGGUCGCAGUCUUUCCUGUCUUGGACAAUGAACCUGGCCAUUUUUAUCCAUUGUACUAGAGGUUUAUUGGCUAUCUUACAAUCUAUCCGCUGGUUAGGAAUUACUCGACACAAGAGGGUCAGUGGAACGCCGGCGUCGGCGGAAGGGCCGAUAACGCCGCGGAGGAUCGGGUUCAGGAGGACACGGUUGCCAGGCUGGUUGGUCAGCGAUGGAGCCUACUAUCAGGAACAUAAUGACCAGCAAAGCCACUCGCCGUAGGCAAUAUACUUGUUGCAUGGACAAUC
This is a messenger RNA of Chaetomium strumarium, 2824 nucleotides long. RefSeq lists its product as uncharacterized. The record is from RefSeq and is a predicted model, not a curated record. Gene Ontology annotation, biological process: fructose 6-phosphate metabolic process; protein N-linked glycosylation; UDP-N-acetylglucosamine metabolic process. Lineage: Eukaryota; Fungi; Ascomycota; Sordariomycetes; Sordariales; Chaetomiaceae. The transcript has 5 exons. The coding region runs from base 379 to 2490 and encodes 703 amino acids. Gene Ontology annotation, molecular function: L-glutamine:D-fructose-6-phosphate transaminase (isomerizing) activity; carbohydrate derivative binding.